Messenger RNA from Culex pipiens pallens (northern house mosquito), 1401 nucleotides. Its product is annotated as WD repeat-containing protein 89. Gene Ontology annotation, molecular function: protein binding. The coding region runs from base 139 to 1332 and encodes 397 amino acids. The transcript has 4 exons. Lineage: Eukaryota; Metazoa; Arthropoda; Insecta; Diptera; Culicidae. The record is from RefSeq and is a predicted model, not a curated record.
UAUCGCACGUGCUCGUUUGUUGUUGUUUUGAAAUUUCGCCGACGAAAUCGUGCGCGCACGGUGAUCAGUGUGGAAAUUAGCGGUAAUUUCGAGGUUUUUCCACUGAAUUUGUGUUAACAAAUUGUAGCAUUUGCGAGAAUGUUUGACGAUCCCCAAAGCUCGGACGAGGAAUCUCCCGUUCCCGACGCGGACUCGUGCGACCCGCAGCAGCUGCAAUCCCACUUUAAAUCCUCCGUCCGGUCUCGCUCGGAGGUGGCCAUCUCGCUGAAGCGAACCUGCGGCCUGCAUCUGUCCCUUUCCAGCGACUCGCGCAAACUGGCCGUUGGUUCGUCCCGCAAGGAGCUUCAGCUGUACCAACUGGCCGAAAAUGGGGACCUGCUGGUGGAGAGCACCGAUUUUGACAAGUUCAAGAGUCCCAUUCGGGGGGUUCGGUUCUUCAACGGCGAUCCGAACUUGUUGAUGGCCUGCACCGAGGAAGGGGUGGUUAGUUUGUACGAUUUAAGGUUGGGUAAGAGCGUGUUUGGGUUUGAGGAUGGUUCCGAGGGGCCAAGGAAAACGAUGACCACGUUCGACGUGAAUCAGAACGAUCGCGUGUUGUGCGCGUCUACGGAGGUGCAAAAGGGCGGAGAUAGUUUUCUGCUGUUUUUCGACAUCCGGGAGAGGAAGUUUCUUGGGUCGUACUGGGAGUGCCACAGCGAGGACAUUACAAACGUGCGGUUUCAUCCGAGCAAUCCGGACCUGCUGGUCAGCGGAAGCGUGGACGGGUUGAUCAACGUGUUUGACAUUUCUCAGCCGACGGAGGAUGACGCGAUGCAGUACUGCUUCAACGUGGACACGGCCAUUGAGUCGUUGAACUGGCAUCGGAAUCCGGGAACGGGGAAAGACUGGGUGUCCUGCGUGACGACGACCAACGGGUUUCAGCUGUACGACGUGGAGAGUCAGGAUCCUGAGGUGGAGUUUGAUCGCGAGAAGAUUACGGAGUUUAUCUGUAGAAAGUCGUCGAUCGAUUGCAACGUCGUUGGGGCGUACAACGAAGGUGAUGGAGCGUUGACAUUGCUAGCAGGGUCGAACUACAAUAAAGGUGAAUGUCUCCGUUCGCUUCGGUACUCCGACAAAAGCUUCCAGCCGUUCCAAAACUUCCUACACAACAAGCAAAUCGUUCGGGCCAGCGUGUACAGCGAAAAGGAAAACGCACUGAUAACAACCGGCGAAAGUGGACUGAUCACGGUGUGGAGUUGCGGCCAAGACACGGAACAGGAAACGACGGAGGGUAGCAUCGCGAAUAAGCUCAAGCAAAAGGCCACCAUCGGUAAGCGCGCCAAGCCGUAUUAAAGUUCGUUCUGUUGUACGGUUGCGAAUAAGUUUUGGGUCUAUUAUGUAAAAAUAUAAGCAAAAUGUGAA